UCACUUCCUGGUUGUGCUCGCGCAGCAGCUGCACUAGUAACCGGCCACGGAGUCACUAGUAGUGCUCGCUGGCACGCCGGCGGCUGUCCGAGUCCCAAGAAGUUCCGCUCGACGUUGGCGUCUUUCGGCUUUCCGUCGUCAACUCGUCGGGGAAGUUUUUGACGCGGCGGCCGCAAUGGCGACGACCUAGCCCGACUUUGCCUUUUUUUUUUUUUUUUUCUCUCUUCUCCCCGCUGCCGCUUUGACGGCCAAAAGUUCCGCGAAGGUUUCUGUGGCUUUUGCGUGCUUUCAUUUCGAGUGGAAGCAGGAGGGCGAGGAACAUGAAGAAACAGUUCAACCGAAUGCGGCAACUCGCCAACCAAACAGUCGGGAGGGCCGAGAAGACCGAGGUGCUGAGUGAUGACCUCCUUCAGAUCGAGAGGCGCAUGGAGCUGGUGCGCUUCAUGUCGCACAACGCGCACAAGAGGCUGGUGUCCUGUCUGCAGGGCCAGCUGGGCACCGACACGGAGAAGAGACACAAAAAGUUGCCCCUGACGGCGUUGUCUCAGGCCAUGCAAGAGGGCGGCGCUCAGCUGGGGGACGAGAGUCUGAUCGGCAAGAUGAUGGACGUGUGCGGCGAGGCCGAGAGCAGGCUGGCGAGCGAACUGAUGCAGCACGAAGUGCAGAUCGAGCGAGACGUCCUGGAUCCUCUCAACGCGCUGGCCGAGGUUGAGAUACCCAACAUACUAAAACAGAGGAAGCAACUGGCCAAACUGGUCCUGGACUACGACUCAGCCAAGACCAGGUGGUACCAAGCAACCAAGUCUAGCAACCAGGCCAUGGCAGCCAAGGUGGACCCCCUCAAGGAUGAGAUGGACGAGGCUCUGAACAAAGUGGAAAUGUGUAAAGACCAGUUAUCGGCAGACAUGUACAACUUUGCGUCCAAAGAAGGAGACUAUGCACGCCAUUAUCUCAUGUUACUGGAGGCCCAGGCAGACUACCACAGAAGGUCUCUGGCAGCUCUGGAGCAAGCUAUACCGAGUAUUCAAUUACAGCAAGACUCCUGGACGGAGAAGCCGGCGUUCGGCACGGCCCUGGAGGAGCACCUGAAGCGGAGUAACCGUGACAUCGCGCUGCCCAUCGAGGCCUGCGUCAUGAUGCUGCUGGAGACGGGCAUGAAGGAAGAGGGUUUGUUCCGAAUAGCAGCGGGAGCUUCAAAACUAAAAAAGCUGAAAGCCGCGCUGGACUGUUCCACUUCCCAACUGGAAGAGUUCUACUCCGACCCCCACGCCGUCGCCGGAGCCCUGAAGUCGUACCUCAGGGAACUUCCGGAACCUCUCAUGACCUUUGGCCUGUACGACGAGUGGACGCAGGCAUCCAAUGUGUCCGACCCUGACAAGAGACUUCAGGCUUUGUGGGUGACGUGUGACCGUUUGCCGAAGACUCACAAAGCCAACUUUAGGUACCUGGUGAAGUUUCUGGCCAAACUGGCUCAAGAGCGCGACGUCAACAAAAUGUCCCCCAGCAACAUCGCCAUCGUCCUGGGCCCCAACCUGCUGUGGGCGAAGACGGAGGGGACGCUGGCGGAAAUGGCUGCGGCGACGUCGGUCCACGCGGUCGCCAUCAUUGAGCCGAUCAUCCAGCACGCCGAUUGGUUCUUUCCUGAAGAGGUGGACUUCGACGUGUCGGGCAUGUUCGCCAUGCCCGUCCACCCGGCGGCGUCGGACCCGGAGCUCGAGAGGAAGCGCCCCGGCAGCCUGGUGGGGCAAGACGGGGACGCUCACCCUCCCCGCAAAGACAGCCCAGCCCGGGAGCUCACAUCCACCCCGCCUCCGCAGAGGAACGGUUCGGUCCACCUCACGGCCGGGGCGCCGCAAUCCCAGGGUGGCUCCAGGGGGCCCAGCCCUCACAUGGUCCGCAGAGGCACCAAGAAACAGGCGCCGGCACCGCCCAAGCAAGCCAGUCCCUUCGCCUCUCAGUCCGUCAACCAAAGUUCAACGUCCCCGCACCACCCGCCCGUCGCCCCGAGGCGCCACCCGGGCAAAGAAAGCCCCAUCCACGCGCCGCCGAGCCACCCGCCCCCACAGCCGCCGUCGCCGCCCAGGACGCCCACCCCGCCCGACACGCCGCCUCACGACGGCCCCUUCUCCCAGCCGCCCGCCUACCAGUACGGCUCGCUCCCCCGCCCCUCCCGGCCGGCGCCCAAGCCGAGACCCCGGCCCAACAUGCCGCCGCCCCCGCAACCCGCCGUCAGCGACGGCUGCAAUGGCCUCUUGGGCUCCGCUUCGAAGAUCAUCACAGACGGCGGCCUGGACCUAAAGGGGGUCAAACGAGCGUGGAUCCCGGAGGUGACGGCGGGCCAACCAGCGGAGCCCCCCGCCGACCCCGACCUACAGGCGGAGAACACCUCGUUGUGAGCGGGACAUCGUACCAGCUCGGCGCCGCUCGACUCUUUUGCGACGCUUUCGUGACAAUCUGCCGCCAGGCUUGAUCGAUAGUAUUUUUUUUCUAUGAAUCUAUUUAAUGCACAGCCAGAUCGAUUCAAGUGCAAGUGAAAUUGAGGACCAAAGAAACGCGAUGAGAACGACUUGUGGUUGUUGUUGAGCAAAGGUGCAAUAAAUAUUCAGCACAUCUUCCAGUGGCACAUAUUUGGCUAGUGUAGUUCUUAUGCAGUAGUACUAGAGCAAAAGGGACUACCUUGACUUUUACAGUUGUAUUUUAUUGGACUGACUUACUACACUUUAAAUUGCUUGGAGGAUAUAUUUGUUCCAAAAGUGGUUUAUUUAAUGAAUAUAUAUAUAUUUGACCAAAUAUAUGAAAAGCAAAAUGUUUUCCUUUCCUCUUGUUGACAAUCCUCAACUUUCUCAGACUCUUCAGCUCGUUCAUUGAGAUGUCGAUUUCAUGUUUGUUUUUGCUGAUGAUGCUGAAAAACUGUUGCUGCAUCAUUACUUGAUGAUUAAAGUCUUACAAUGUCACAUUUGGAGUGUAAAGCAUUAUAUUGAAUCUAUUUCCAAUAAAGCUAUAUAAUGCCACAUUUCCUUCAA
Molecule: messenger RNA, 3023 nt
Organism: Phyllopteryx taeniolatus (common seadragon)
Lineage: Eukaryota; Metazoa; Chordata; Actinopteri; Syngnathiformes; Syngnathidae
Gene: arhgap17b
Product: Rho GTPase activating protein 17b
Exons: 19
Coding region: 321-2396 (691 amino acids)
Biological process (GO): regulation of actin cytoskeleton organization; positive regulation of GTPase activity; regulation of Rac protein signal transduction
Cellular component (GO): cytoplasm; cytosol; intracellular anatomical structure
Molecular function (GO): GTPase activator activity; protein binding
Source: RefSeq, a predicted model, not a curated record